Molecule: messenger RNA, 1861 nt
Organism: Diabrotica balteata
Lineage: Eukaryota; Metazoa; Arthropoda; Insecta; Coleoptera; Chrysomelidae
Source: the annotation of a GenBank genome assembly
AGUAUACAGUCGCUGAUUCUUGUUCAAUUCCAACAUACGCGAAAUUGAAGUGAAAGACUGCUAAGGUGAAAUUGAAACGGUUACGGGGGACUGUACAAUUAUCGGUUUUAGUGUUAAAUUUUUUUGAGAGAAAAUGGCCAGUUUUUGGGCCAUUUUUGUUUUUGGAGUUGCAUUUACACUUAUAGAGAACUGCCACGGAGCUCAGUACUUCGGAAAACUCAUAGGAAAACUUUCCGAAUUACACCACGGCGUCUCCGGUGAAGUUUACGCAGUGGAUGCGAGGACUUUAUACAUCAAGGAUUUCACUUAUGACGGACAAGGACCUGCCGCUUAUUUUUACGCCAGCGUCCACAAAGCGGCUGACAAACACGGUUUCCGGUUGAGAGAUGAGACGGGAAGCGGAGAAGUAAUCAGGAGGUACAGAAAGGAGGGAAUCACUCUCACGCUGCCAGAAGGAAAGACCAUACACAGCAUCAAGAUAUUUUAUCUUUGGUGCGAGGAAUUUGACGUAAACUUUGGUGAUGUUAAAGUUCCUCGUGGCUUCGACUAUCCACGACCACAAAAAAUCGAAUCUCUUAAAGGUGUCCACGCAAUUUCAUCAGACAAUAUCGUCAUCGUUGAUGCCCAGACGCUGUUGAUUCCAAACUUGUCUUAUGAUGGCGAAGCACCAGACGCCAAAUUUUGGGUUGGUCGUGGCAGCAAACCUACUCCACAAGGUAUCCGAGUCCCCGACGAGAACGGCAAAGAAGUACCUCUUAGAAGAUAUGACCGCAAAACGGUGGUUCUUACACUUCCGGGUGAUUUGACAGUUUUUGACAUUGGGCAUUUUGGAAUCUGGUGCGAGAUGUUUACUGUUGACUUUGGUCAUGUGCUUAUUCCCCAAGAACUGAAUAUUCCACCAUCUUUGAAAAUGCUGGGUGUUAGUCCUCAGUCAAAACUGAACUGUGAAGUAUUGUUCGAUGACCUGGCAUUCGAAGUGAGAUGGGCUGUUGCAGGAGAUAGCAUUGUGUUGCAAUUGGUUGCGAAAUUGGAUGAUGGUGAAUAUAUGUCCUUUGGUCUCUCUGGCGAUGAUUCUAAAACUGUUAUGAUCGGUGGUGAUGUAGUUGUAGCAUGGGUAGACAAAGAAACUCUUAAAGGAUUUGCGGAAGAUUACUAUUUGGAAGACAAAUCACAGUGUUCCGGACCAACUGGAUCAUGUCCCGACAAUAGACUAGGUGAAAAUACCAACAGCAUUCGUCUUCUGAACGCAGCAAUGGUUAACGGCUACUCCAUCGUAACCUACCAACGUCCACUUCGAGCAUCCGAUCAAUUCGACCGUCCCAUAUACACUAAUCAUUCCCAAGCUAUCAUCUGGGCGAUCGGACCGCUGAACCAAAGAGACGAAGUGUCUUUCCACAGCAAAUACCUCAAGAAAACACAUCUUAUCGACUUUGGAAGACCUGCAAGAUGGAAUUGUCCCAUGCCGGAGACAGAUCAACCAGCAAUGGCUGCUGUAUAUGCUCAACAUCAGCCUGUAGAUACCAAGGAAACGUCGUACGUUGAGAAGGAGUACAGCGAAGAACCUACUACUAGCGCCCCAAGGAGAACAAGUGUUAGAAGACGAAUUCCCCAAAGAGGAGCCCAAAAUUCACUACCAGAAGAUUCGCAGAAUAGCGCUUCCAGGACAAAAGAACAAGCUGAGCCUAAUAGAAGAAGACAGCCCCAAAAAGAAACUGACACUCGCGUCGCAAGACCUACUCAAACUAGCGUUAGCAAACGGGAUGCAUGGGUAAUUCCUCCAAUCCAGUGUGAUGAACCUGACGAUGGCGUAUUUUAUGCCCAAAUGGUCCAACCGGCGGAAAACGAGGAUAUCCAGCUAUAA